AAUACGGAAAUCUAAUGUCCUUCCUCUUUUUAAUUACCUUGUCUUGUUUGGCGUCCACUAAGGGGGGUAGAAAAGGGGAUGCUGAUAGUGAAAGGAAGUUUAAGACUCUGGAGGUACCAAGAUGAGGAAGAUCGCGCUUAUCGUAUUGUCAGUGUGCCUUGUGAAGGAAGCAAGCGGUCUCAAAUGUUUCAUGUGUGAAAGUGGAGACUUGAAGACCCCCAAUUUCGACUGCCCCGCUGAGGGACAAGUAGCGUACCCUAAAACCCCUAUGGCUCCCUGCAACGGCAAAUGCUACAUCAGAACAAAGGGCGGAGAGGGCAACGCGUCGAUACACCGAGGUUGUCUGUCUACGAAAUGGCUGCGGAAGUACCUAAAGGACGGAUGUGACGUAUUGGGCAGCGACAUCUGGUGUUUUUGUUCGCAAACUGGUUGCAAUGGGAGACGACUCGGGGAGUGGUUCCCCAUCAUCUAGGUGUACACGGGACAACGAUUUCGUGAUUUACUGGACUUGUAUUGAACAAGGACAUUACAGUUAAGCAUGAUGUAACCAGAAUCUUGUGAAUCUGAAAAGAUUUUUAAUGGGUUUAGUAAAUGAAGAAACGUAUUUAUUCUCGGUUCCAAGGAUCUUUUGUUGGGACUUUCAUCCCAGAACCACGGCUUUGUACGUGGUCGUGACCUGGGCAGCGUCCUUACGUCGCGAGAUGAUGUACUACAGACCCUGGUGAUGACGAGGUGGGGUGUGAAUGGUGCAAGCUUUCAUCAACAAAUUCAAGCAUUUUAAGACACGGCUUGGGUUGGGAUUGUUUUACAAAAACACUGUGUUCCACUUCUGGAUUUAUCAAAACAUAUAUAUUCUUCGCAACUUAUGCUGAAUGACCUGCAAAAACACAAUGUGUGCGGCUGCUCCUUUCAUAGAUAAAAACAUAUUGUGUGUGUGUGUGUGUGUGUGUGUGUGUGUGUGUGUGUGUGUGUGAAGGAUUCACUGAAAAAUACUGUCCCUGUCAAAAGAGAG
Messenger RNA from Haliotis rufescens (red abalone), 1012 nucleotides. RefSeq lists its product as uncharacterized. NCBI's taxonomy places the organism in Eukaryota, Metazoa, Mollusca, Gastropoda, Lepetellida, Haliotidae. Bases 122 to 472 code for a protein of 116 amino acids. The transcript is spliced from 3 exons. The record is from RefSeq and is a predicted model, not a curated record.